Molecule: messenger RNA, 603 nt
Organism: Talpa occidentalis (Iberian mole)
Lineage: Eukaryota; Metazoa; Chordata; Mammalia; Eulipotyphla; Talpidae
Product: olfactory receptor 1078-like
Exons: 2
Coding region: 1-603 (200 amino acids)
Biological process (GO): G protein-coupled receptor signaling pathway
Cellular component (GO): membrane
Molecular function (GO): G protein-coupled receptor activity; olfactory receptor activity
Source: RefSeq, a predicted model, not a curated record
AUGUACCUGAUCACUGUGUUUGGAAACCUGCUCAUCAUCUUGGCUGUCAGCUCUAACUCCCACCUCCAGACUCCCAUGUACUUCUUCCUCUCCAACCUGUCCUUUGCUGACAUCUGUUUCACCUCCACCACCAUCCCAAAGAUGCUGGUGAACAUCCAGACACAGAGCAAAGCCAUAAUCUAUGAAGGCUGUGUCACCCAGGUGUAUUUUUUCAUGCUUUUCACAACAUUGGAUAUCUUCCUUCUGACCGUGAAGGUCUAUGAAGGCUUUGUGGUCAUCUGCCACCCCCUGUACUACACAGUCAUCAUGAAUCCCCGGCUGUGUGGGCUGCUUGUUCUGGUCUUCUGGAUCAUCAUUGUCUCCUUAUUUUAUUGUACAAGCUUUGGCGCGUACCUUAGCUCAGCUGCUUCCCAAAGCUCAUGCUCAAGUACAAUAACCUCAGUGAUGUACACUGUGGUCACACCCAUGCUGAACCCCUUCAUCUACAGUCUGAGGAACAAAGACAUAAAGGUGGCUCUGACAACAUUCAUUGUAAAGAAAACUAUGAAAAGGCAAUUGUUUUAUGGUGAAAGAAGCACCAUAAUUUUAGACAAUAUAGACUAA